CUCGUUGACUCUUACAAACUCAGCUAAACAGACUUAUUAUGGGUGUUGCGUCUACAUACAGUGUUCGUUGCAGGCGUUUGCGUGGCUGCUACUUCAGCUGCAGCAAACUCGUCAGAGUCUAUGUCAUCCCCAAAGUCAUCAGAAUCAUCAUUCGCCAGAUCAAUAACGGGCGCAGCAUCAAUAACUAGCGAUUGUGCGGGGAACGCCUCUUGGAUGGGUGACUCGAGCGGCCGGUUGUCAAACAGGGACGCUACCUGCUCGAGGUCUGCAGCAAAUUCGUCCUCGUCGUCUUCUAUCCCAAACUCGUCCUCGCUAUCAGCAGCCUUUGGGGUAGUCGCAAUGACUGCUGGGGCGUACCCAGGUGGGAUUUUAGGAUUUGCUUGUGACGCGGCUGAUGGCUCGGUUGCGAGGGUACCGGCAUUGGCCACAUCGGCCAUGUCUGUGUCGAAAUCGACGUCGCCGAAAUCAUCAGAAGAUGGAGAGGGUUGUGACUGCUGACCUGCCGACUGCUGCUCGUUGGGCAUUUGUGGGAAUUCAUAGUCUUCAGCAGCAAGACGAUCGAAAUCAUCUUCAUCGGCACAGUUCUUGGCUUGCAGAGUGUAGGAAGUCUCGUCCUCA
Messenger RNA from Didymella exigua CBS 183.55, 618 nucleotides. RefSeq lists its product as uncharacterized. The transcript has a single exon. Lineage: Eukaryota; Fungi; Ascomycota; Dothideomycetes; Pleosporales; Didymellaceae. The record is from RefSeq and is a predicted model, not a curated record. The coding region runs from base 121 to 498 and encodes 125 amino acids.